AUGAGUGAAAAAGCAGAAGAGACCGGGGGCGCCCGCAGCCCGACGGGUUCGUCCAUCGUGCAGGACGAAGUCGACUCGGUGAAGGGCGACGGCCUCGGCGAGGCUUCGGCUCUGGAUCAUGACGUCGAAAAGACAGUCCCCGGUCACGAGUUUGACAUGGAGUUACAGAGCGCGCAUCGUGUCGAGACUCGUGCUAGCGUGCGCAGCAAAACCUCGCGCGUGUUGAGCAUUAUUCGCAGCAGGACGAAGAAGGAAGGCCUCCGCCAUGAGCUGCUCCCUGUCACCAACCUUGACGAGGGCAUAGUCGGAUGGGAAGGGCAGGACGACCCUGAUAUGCCACUGAACUUUCCCGCCUGGAAAAAGUGGAUGCUGGUUGCAUUACUGUCUGCUAUCACCCUACUGACCCCAUUCGCAUCGUCGAUACUGUCACCUGGGAUCUCCAAGCUGAGUGAAGAGUUUGGGAACGACAACACGAUCGUAGGGUCUAUGACGGUCAGUAUCUACCUUCUGGGAUACGUGAUAGGCCCCCUCUUUCUGGCUCCGCUUUCCGAGAUAUACGGGCGAAAAAUUAUUCUUUGUGCCGCCAACGUAUUCUUCUGUGUUUGGCAAAUAGGGUGUGCUCUAGCACCGGAUAUCGCAACGCUCAUUGUGUUUCGCUUUUUCAGUGGCAUCGGAGGUGCCGGUUGCCUAACUCUCGGCGGUGGUGUCAUCGGGGAUCUUUUCCACCCAGAACAUCGUGGAUUCGCUAUGGGUAUUUGGACUCUGGGGCCGUUGUUAGGCCCUACGAUUGGCCCUUUGAUCGGUGGUUUCGUUGCGGCAUCCAUUGGUUGGAGAUGGGACUUCUGGAUCGUUCUGAUUGUCGGAGUCCUGAUCACGGCCCUCAUCGAAUUUUUGAACAAGGAAACCAGUCACCGGGUCCUCAUAGAGCGAAAGACACUCCGUUUACAAAAGGAACUUGGCCGCGAUGAUCUCAGAAGCUGCUAUGACUCUGCUCAUCGCCAGUCGAGGUCACGGACACUAAUGAAUGGCUUAGUCAGGCCCAUUAAGAUGCUCUUCUUGUCGCCUCUGGUCCUCGUACUUUCGCUGUACAUUGCAUUCCUCUACGGCGUCUUAUACCUUCUCUUCACGACUAUACCGACUGUAUUUGAAGAAACGUACAAUUUCACAGUCAGUCAGACUGGCCUUGUUUACCUCGCCAUGGGACUUGGGAAUAUCAUCGGCUGGGCAGUCAUCACGCUAUACUCUGAUAGGUCGGUUGUGCAGCUCGCGAAAGCCAACGACGGCAUCUUCGAACCUGAAAUGCGACUGGUUAUGAGCAUCUACUUCGGUACCUUCCUUCCAAUCACCUUGUUUUGGUAUGGCUGGUGCGCCUACUACAAAACUCACUGGGCGGCGACCGUUCUGUCACUGGUUCCCUACGGUUUCGGCGCAAUGGGAAUUUUCCUCCCCCUAACAACAUACAUGGUGGACAGCUACCCUAUGUACGCUGCUUCCGCAAUCGCUGCCAAUACUGUCCUCAGGAGUCUUGUGGGGGCAGUGCUGCCGUUAGCAGGGCCGCCCAUGUACAAGUCGUUGGGCCUAGGAUGGGGGAAUUCAUUGCUGGGGUUCAUCUGCGUCAUCAUGAUACCCUUGCCUAUCAUUUUCUACAAAUUUGGGGCCCGUCUGAGGAAAGCCCAGCGCUUCACGUUGUAG
Messenger RNA from Neoarthrinium moseri, 1692 nucleotides. RefSeq lists its product as uncharacterized. Gene Ontology annotation, cellular component: membrane. Gene Ontology annotation, biological process: transmembrane transport. Lineage: Eukaryota; Fungi; Ascomycota; Sordariomycetes; Amphisphaeriales; Apiosporaceae. The record is from RefSeq and is a predicted model, not a curated record. The coding region runs from base 1 to 1692 and encodes 563 amino acids. Gene Ontology annotation, molecular function: transmembrane transporter activity. The transcript is spliced from 4 exons.